AAAAAAAAAAAACGGUAUCCGCAGGGCGUUUAAUGCGACACCAGCAAUAUUUUAAAUUAAGUGUAUUGUAUAAUAAUAUGACUGAAGAGAGAAUCAAAUGACUGUCUGGUUCAUCAGGGUCAAGUUGGGACUUUAGUGCAUAUUUGCUGUGUAGUGACUGAUUAACGUGGAGAAGAAGGAAGUACAAAGUACGAGAAGAAACAACAUCGUGGUUUAAACAGGAGUCCCAUGGUUUUCUCUCAGACUCUGUGGAAACAGCACCAUUUAUUCUGGAGGUUACAGACAGUCAUAAGUCAUCACAGAAUGAACUCAUCACAUCCUGUGGCAGCUGUGUGUCAGAUGACGUCCACCCCAGACAAGGAGGCAAACUUGACUACAUGCGAGCGUUUAAUCAUGCAGGCCAAGGAGGGUGGCGCGAGCAUGAUCUUUCUCCCUGAGGGCUUUGAUUACCUCGGGUCCAGUCGAGAAGAGACGCUGCAGCUGUCUGAAAGCCUGCAGGGUGACAUCAUCAGCAGAUAUUCCCAAUUAGCCAGGAAGCUGAACGUGUGGCUGUCUCUGGGAGGUUUCCAUGAAAGAGGGCAAAACUGGAAGAAUGACAGACGCAUCUACAACAGCCAUGUCAUCAUUAAUGGCCAAGGUGAAAUUGUGUCCGUGUACAGAAAAAGUCACCUGUUUGAUGUGGAGUUGACAGGUAAAGGUGUGUCACUAAAAGAGAGCGCCUUCACCAUUCCUGGGACCAGCUUAGUGCCACCUGUUCAGACCCCUGUUGGAAAGGUGGGACUGGGGAUCUGUUAUGACCUGCGCUUCCCAGAGAUGUCCUCGGCUCUUCAGAGGAGCGGGGCGGAGAUCCUCACUUAUCCAUCAGCUUUUACCGUGGCAACAGGCACCGCACACUGGGAGGUCCUUCUUCGGGCCAGAGCCAUUGAGACUCAGUGUUACGUCCUGGCCGCUGCUCAGGUUGGAGCUCAUCAUGAGAAGCGCUCGUCGUAUGGCCACACGAUAGCUGUAGACCCGUGGGGCGUGGUCAUGGCAGACUGUGGGGGGACAGAUGUGGGCGUGGCUAUGGUAGAGAUUGACAUGGAUAGACUUAAGGACACUAGAAGGGACAUGCCAGUGCAGAAGCACAGGAGGGAGAAAGAGUUCUACUGUAGUUUGGACUGAAUGAGACUCAAAAUCAUGACAUGAACUGAAAAAUUAUGUCGAUUUAACUCACAGCUCCUCGUGUUGUUUAAUAUCAGAAAUCUAUAGAAAGUACAAGACUAUAAUAAUAAAUAGUCACAAUAAUAAAUGAACUAACAUACAGAUUUACUUGAUCAUACAGUACAAUCUGACUCCUGAUACACUUUUCACUGUGCUAAAGACUUCUGUUAUGUUUCUUCUUUAUGUUUCCUGUUCGUGUGGGACUUCCAAAUAAUCUGUGUUUCUCAACAGAGCUUUCGCUCUAGAUAUCAAACAUUUGCACAGACUAGUGUGUCUACAACAAAGAUUAAAUGUUAAUGAUAUAACAUACA
Tachysurus fulvidraco (yellow catfish) is the source of this 1511-nucleotide messenger RNA. RefSeq names its product nitrilase 1 (gene nit1). Gene Ontology annotation, molecular function: hydrolase activity, acting on carbon-nitrogen (but not peptide) bonds, in linear amides. The transcript has 6 exons. NCBI's taxonomy places the organism in Eukaryota, Metazoa, Chordata, Actinopteri, Siluriformes, Bagridae. The record is from RefSeq and is a predicted model, not a curated record. Bases 229 to 1161 code for a protein of 310 amino acids.